AUGAAUAACGUUUCCCCUUUUUUGCUACAACGCGUGAUUGCUAAGGUAAGUGGUCCCAUCGAUCAGUGCACUCGUUUGCGUGAUGGAAAGAUUUUGCUUAAAACAAAAACACUAUCCCAAGCUAACAAGCUCAUAAAGCUUAAAACUCUAAAUCCCUUCAUCAAAAUUUCAAUAUCGGAACAUGAGACCCUAAACGGAAGUAAAGGUGUAGCACACUGUCCUCAGUUUAACUCCUUAUCAAGAGAUGAAAUACUUGAUGGAUUAAAAGACCAACUCGUAAUUGAUUUUAAAAGAAUCAAAACUAAAAACCCAACCAACAAUAAGUACGAAGAAGGGAAUCUUUAUAUUUUUCAUUUUUCAUCAUACGACCUUCCUAAAGAAAUUAGCGUUUGCUACGAUAACAUUAAAAUCAGGCCAUAUAUCCCCGCACCGCUACGUUGCACUACAUGUCUAAGGUUUGGACAUAUAACUGUUAAUUGCACUGCCGAAAAAAAAUGUGCCAACUGCUCCCAAACUUUCCAUAGCAACAGCGGAGAAGAUGAGAUGGAGAAAUGUAACAGACCACCUUUUUGCAUCAAUUACCAACUUAACCAUAAUGCCCUUUCAACGUCUUGCAUUAAAUACGUCCAUGAAAGAGAGGUGCAAAAAAUCAAGGCAUUAGAACGAGUCAGCAUCAAAGAAGCAAUCAAAAGACAUAGAGAACGACUACAAACCUCGACAUCUCCACCUACCACCACCAUCAAAAAUCAAAAUUGCCAAUGCCGCUGCACCUGUAAGGCAAAAGAGAAAGAAACAACACCUAAAGUCUCCCAGAAAAACAAUACAACAACAACACUUGCAGAACAACCAAAUAAUGUAGAAACAAACAAACGUGUGAAAGAAGCAGAAUCUGCGUCAUCAUUAUCAACAUCAUCAUCGAAUGACCAACCACCCAUUAAAAUCAUUGACACAGGAAGAGAGAGAAUUUCUAUUCUUCCAACUAAGCUAAGUACACGAAAGAAAAGAGAACUUAAAAAACAAAAUAAAACCGACAAAAAUAAUAAGAUGGAAGUAAGCAGCUUAUCCAGUUUAAAUCUAAGCGAUCAUGAGUAA
Eupeodes corollae is the source of this 1092-nucleotide messenger RNA. RefSeq lists its product as uncharacterized. Bases 1 to 1092 code for a protein of 363 amino acids. The record is from RefSeq and is a predicted model, not a curated record. The transcript has a single exon. NCBI's taxonomy places the organism in Eukaryota, Metazoa, Arthropoda, Insecta, Diptera, Syrphidae.